AUGCCCGCCGCUCAGCCCGCCAACAAGCAGCAGUCGCAGCAGCGGAAAGCGCCUCGCAGACACUGCGACGGCGGCCAGCCAAGCUGUGAAAAAUGCAAGGCCAAAGGGCGGGAGUGCAAGUACUCCCAGGAUGAGGACAAGAGGAGAGUUUCGCUGCGCAAUGCCAUCGAGAUACUUUCCGCACGAGUGGACCAGUUAAGCCAACACAUCCUCAACAAUGGCCUCCAGCUCCCACCAAUGGAACCUGAGGCUGCCGCAAGCCUCAGCCGCAUCCUUGACGUCUUGCGCCUGCCCGCUGCCAAUUCAUCAGCCAUAAAAGCUGCAACAUUCGUUGCUCCCAAUCCACCUGCCGACCACGGUCCCACUGGACUGGACUUUGCGCCCGCUGGCUUUGACUGGAAUUUCCUCGAUGGCCAGUCAUGGGGCGCUCAUUUCAAUGCCGCCGCCAACGUCAACCAAGGUUUCAACACUGGCGUAGAUCCGUCUUCGGUUCCUAGGCCGCCUGUUACAGAUUCCGCUCAUCCGACGAGCCAAGCGUUUACCACUCCCUCUGCGAGUCAGCCGUUUGCGUCGCCGCCUACUCAAGCGUACACUUCGCCGCCCACAGCGCAACCUCUUACUUCCCCUCCAACGACUCAGGCGUAUACCUCGCCCUCGCAAACCCAGCCUGUUCCCACGAUUGAGCAACAUCCAGGCUUGACCGACAGCUCUGCGGAUGAUGCUGACGAUGACAGCGACGAUGAGCUGAUUAAGCAGAUUUCUACUCGUAUGGGAUCUUUGCAGCUUGCUCCAGACGGCCAUUUGCGUUACUAUGGAGCAACUUCAAACAUUCUCUGCGAUUUCCCGGACACUGAUCACCACCAGACCAGGAGAUCUGUUCGCAAAGAGGGUCGGGAUGUUCUGGAAGCCAACAACCUGGACAAGGCCGUGGAUCCCGCUAUUGAGGAGCACCUGAUCAACCUCUACUUUGCAUGGCAGGAUCCGUUCUUCCAUGUCGUUGACGAGAAGAUGUACCGAGUCGGCAGGGAAGAAUGGCGCGUACAGAAGCGAGACGUGGGUUACUACUCGGAGGUGCUCACUAACGCUAUGUGCGCUGCUGGUGCCGCCUUUGACGCCCGGUAUCACCCUAACUUUGUUACAUGGCCAAAAUCUCUUGCGGACUACUUUGCUGACAGGGCCAAGGCUCUGCUGGAACUCGAAAUGGACAGUCCUUGUCUGGCCACUGUGCAAGCUCUCGUCAUUUUGGGAGGCCACGAAAUGGCUUGCAAGAGAGACGCGCGUGGCUGGCUGUACAGUGGUAUGGCCAUGCGGCUUGCGUUUGACCUUGGUCUCCAUUUGGAUAUGACGGACUAUGUCAGGAAGGGAAAGAUCUCUGCAGUUGAAGCCGACAUCCGUCGGACUACGUUCUGGGGCACCUACAUUGUGGAUCACCUUUCCGGAUUCUACUAUGGCAGACCUGUCAGGAUCAACAACGGUGACAUUGCCGUGACAAAACCCACUGCAGAGCAGGCCAAUGCUAUCAUGAGCGCUUGGGUACCUUAUGGCUCACAUUCUCCCAUGGCAUCGGACCCUACCCUGUGCUACCAGGUCCCACUGGAGUUGGUUACCAAAGCAUCCGUGGAACUCUGCGAGACCAUGGAGCCUCUAGGUCACGUUCUUUACGGGGUUUCAAAUAUCUCUCGGCAGGAGCUCCACCUCCUUUCCUACCGCGUGACAGGCGAAAUGCUUGACUGGAAGGCGAAUUUGCCCCCUCUCCUGCAGGUCAACUACCAUGAUACCCAAACCGCCUAUCUGCCUCAUGUCUUGAUGCUCCACAUGCUCUACCAUCAGAUGAUGAUUUACAUCCACCGGCCGUACGUCUCGAAAACUUACAUCCAACCGAUGCCGCCACAGGGUCCGGGUCAUAUGCACGCUCAGCAGAUGUGCAUCGAGUCGUCCACUGCCAUUGUUGAUCUUCUUCGUCUGUAUGAGCAGCGCUAUACUUUCCGCCGCAUGAACAUUCAUGCCGUCUCUGUCAUUUUCACUACUUCACUCAUUUUAAUCUUCAUCAUCUGCUCCAAGCAGAGAGGAAGCACACCUCCACUACCUGUCACAGGCUCAAGCGAGUCAAAGGCCCGCGCCAAGAGCCUUGCCAACACUCCGGCAGAGAACGCCAUCGCCCAGCUUAGCGUCUGCUUCCGCGCCCUGGAGGAUCUUACCCAGUCGUACGACUCGGCUCGUCGUACUCGAGAAUUCCUCGUCGCGCUGCAGCAGCGCUGGCAACAACAAGCGCAGCGCUGGAACCGCAGUCACAGCGCCGGUGGCGGCUCCAAGCGUCAGAUGAAGGACCGCCCGCAGCCAGCAACCCAGCACGAGACGAAGCGGCCCCGUGGAAGCACGUACGGCUCCAGCUCCCUAACCGGCACGGCAGGGCCUGGUGGUGACGCGGGUUCCGCUGCCAACCAGCAGCAGUCUUCAAACGCCGGACAGCAGCAGCACAACCUCCCAGGCGGCAUGGGUCCUGGCGCAGUCGGCGCCGGAGGCAACGAUUUCGACAUCGACUGGAGCGGCUUCGGCGCCGCCGCCCGCGAUGGCCACAACAGCCCGGACAGCCUGGGUGAGGACAUCCUCGCGCAGCUCUGCUCGAUCGGUCCUGCUGGCGUCGCGUUCCCUUGA
This is a messenger RNA of Lasiodiplodia theobromae, 2655 nucleotides long. RefSeq lists its product as uncharacterized. Gene Ontology annotation, molecular function: DNA binding; zinc ion binding; DNA-binding transcription factor activity, RNA polymerase II-specific. Gene Ontology annotation, biological process: DNA-templated transcription; regulation of DNA-templated transcription. Bases 1 to 2655 code for a protein of 884 amino acids. The transcript has 3 exons. The record is from RefSeq and is a predicted model, not a curated record. Lineage: Eukaryota; Fungi; Ascomycota; Dothideomycetes; Botryosphaeriales; Botryosphaeriaceae.